GCUCUUUCCUCUCGCUUCUGCUUUUUCAUCGGGUCCUGCCGCUCUCCUGUCCCCUCCAGCCGAGCCAGCUCCCCCUCACGGUCGACGAACGCCCAGCAAGUGCCUGCUGUCCCAACCGCCCCUCCUCUCCGUCUGCCGAAUCUCUCGCCCGUCAUGUCCGCUGCCUCCAUCCAGUCCGCCUCGACCGUGCCCUCGCUGGCCCCCACCGUCAGCGAGGCUCCCAAGAAGGUCACCCUCACCGGCUAUGUCGGCUUCGACUCGAUCACCAACCAAAUCGAAAAGAAGCUGCUCAAGCGUGGCUUCACCUUGAACAUCAUGGUUGUCGGCCGCACUGGUCUUGGAAAGUCCACUCUGGUCAACACCCUGUUCGCCUCGCACCUCAUUGACUCCAAAGCUACCAAGAAGCCCAGCGAUCCUCAGCGCCAGACCACCGAGAUCAUGACCGUCAGCCACGUCAUCGAGGAGAACGGUGUCAAGCUGAAGCUCACCAUCACCGACACCCCCGGCUACGGCGACCAGGUCAACAACGACAACUGCUGGGAGCCCAUCAUCAAGCACAUCAAGGAGCAGUACUCUGCCUACCUCCGCAAGGAGCUCACCCCCAACCGCGACAAGCGCAUCGCCGACACCCGCAUCCACGCUGUCCUCUUCUUCAUCGCCCCCAGCGGCCACGGCCUCGCUCCCCUCGACAUUAUUGUCAUGAAGAAGCUCUCUGAGAUCUCGAACGUCAUCCCCGUCAUCGCCAAGUCCGACUCGCUCACCCCGGAGGAGCGCACUGCCUUCAAGAAGCGCAUCAAGGAGGAGAUUGACUUCCACGGCAUCCGCGCCUACCCUUACAUCGAUGUCGACGAUGACGAGCUGGAUCGUUCCGAGAAGCAGCUUGUCCAGCAGAUCCGCGACAUUAUCCCCUUUGCCAUUGUUGGCUCUGAGCGCAACAUUGUCGUCGAAGGCAAGGCUGUUCGUGGACGACGAACCCGCUGGGGCAUGAUCAACGUCGAGAACGAGCAGCACUGCGACUUUGUCCACCUCCGCAACUUCCUUGCCCGCACCCACCUCCAGGACUUGAUCGAGACCACCUCACAAAUCCACUACGAGGCCUUCCGCACCAAGCAGCUCCUGGCGCUCAAGGAAUCCACCAUGUCUGCAUCAAAGUAAGACGGGGCCAUGAAACCCCGUCCGGCACAGCAAUAAAAGCCAAGGCGACUCGCUCUUUUUUUCUCUCUCUCUCUCCUUCUUUCUUGCCGACCUCUCUCCCCCGCAAAACAACAAUGGACAUGUAGAAGUAUUAGAGGGGAUUUCUCAGCCUCCUGGCUCGUCCUUACCUUUUUUUUUGUUUGACUAUUGCACUAUCUUUUCUUCUAUUGCCUUUCUUUACACUUCUCGACGCCCACCCUUUGCCACUCUAUCCCUUCGUAUUCCAACCUUGCCUGGCCUCCUCUGAUCUCUCUGCGCAGUUGCCGUGCACCCCUUUCCUCUCACUUUUCCCUCGCCGUCUCGCUCCUUUGCCGUUGCCAGGCUGCUCGCUCUCUGCCGUGUGCUCGGUGACGGAUAAAGGCUAAUCCUUGGUGCGUUUUUUUGAACAAUAUAUGGAAUCCACAUGCAGUCAGCGUG
Messenger RNA from Polychytrium aggregatum, 1611 nucleotides. Its product is annotated as Septin-type guanine nucleotide-binding (G) domain-containing protein. NCBI's taxonomy places the organism in Eukaryota, Fungi, Chytridiomycota, Chytridiomycetes, Polychytriales. Bases 154 to 1155 code for a protein of 333 amino acids. Gene Ontology annotation, biological process: cytoskeleton-dependent cytokinesis. The transcript is spliced from 7 exons. The record is from RefSeq and is a predicted model, not a curated record. Gene Ontology annotation, cellular component: septin ring; septin complex; microtubule cytoskeleton. Gene Ontology annotation, molecular function: GTP binding; molecular adaptor activity; GTPase activity.